This is a messenger RNA of Peromyscus eremicus (cactus mouse), 1629 nucleotides long. It is a transcript of the gene Mtfr1l, whose product is annotated as mitochondrial fission regulator 1 like. The record is from RefSeq and is a predicted model, not a curated record. The transcript has 7 exons. NCBI's taxonomy places the organism in Eukaryota, Metazoa, Chordata, Mammalia, Rodentia, Cricetidae. The coding region runs from base 577 to 1446 and encodes 289 amino acids. Gene Ontology annotation, cellular component: mitochondrion. Gene Ontology annotation, biological process: aerobic respiration; mitochondrial fission.
CCCCCCCCCCCCGGCGGGGACACUAGUCCUGAGGCGUAGUUGCUGGCCCAGUCACCCAGCCGCUGGGGGCGACCCAGCCGUUAGAGCGACCCCAGGCUCCGCGCCCUGGCCGUGGCGUUUCUGGGACCUACACCGGCCUGGAGGCUGCGGCCCGGCCCGUGGGUCCAAGGGCCGCCGGACGGACGCGCAGUGAGGACUCGGCCGACCUUGGCCUGGGCGGGGUCGCCUCCGCGGGGCGGGGGGCGCGUCGUUGGGGGCGCGAGGCCUUACAUCCGGCCGGCCGGGGGACCCCCGCGCCUUCCGCGCAGCUGUCCGCCGGGCACCGCCGGGCGAAGUUUCUCCCUGGCCCAGGACUGCCGCCGGGUCGAGGCCCUUGUUGGAGCAGAGCGGGUCUGCCGAGAGACGGCGCGUAGGGACGCGCACGCUGCCACCGCGGAAGGGGCCGCGGCAGCGCCGAGGAAAGAUCUCAUGCUUCCGGGAAUGGCCUGAUAUGAAGGAGUCAUACUUCCAGGUUUCCGAAGCUGCCCUGUGGGUGCCUUGUCCUUCAAGUGCAGGAGCCGGCUGGAACUAUCAGGAAUGGAAGCCAAUGUGACUAUCCCAAUCUGGCAAAACAAGCCACAUGGGGCUGCUCGGAGUGUGGUAAGAAGAAUUGGGACCAAUCUACCCCUGAAACCUUGUCCCCGGGCAUCCUUUGAGACGCUACCUAACAUUUCUGACCUGUGUUUGAGAGAUGUGCCUCCAGUCCCUACUCUGGCUGACAUUGCCUGGAUUGCUGCAGAUGAAGAGGAAACAUAUGCCCGGGUCAGGAGUGAUACACGCCCCUUGAGACAUACCUGGAAGCCCAGCCCUCUGAUUGUCAUGCAACGUAAUGCCUCAGUGCCCAAUCUUCGUGGGUCUGAGGAGAGGCUCCUGGCCCUGAAGAAGCCAGCCCUGCCUGCCCUAAGCCGCACCACUGAGCUGCAGGAUGAACUAAGCCACUUGCGCAGCCAGAUUGCUAAAAUAGUGGCAGCAGAUGCAGCUUCGUCUUCAUUAACGCCAGAUUUCUUAUCUCCAGGAAGUUCAAAUGUCUCUUCUCCUUUACCUUGCUUUGGAUCCUCAUUCCACUCUACAACUUCCUUUGUCAUUAGUGACAUCACUGAGGAGACUGAGGUAGAGGUCCCUGAGCUUCCAACAAUACCCCUGCUUUGUUCUGCCAGCCCUGAAUGUUGCAAACCAGAACACAAAGCUACCUGCAGCUCGUCUGAAGAGGAUGACUGCAUCUCUUUGUCCAAGGCCAGCAGCUUUGCAGACAUGAUGGGCAUCCUGAAGGAUUUUCACCGGAUAAAACAGAGCCAAGACCUGAGCCGGAGCUUACUGAAGGAAGAAGACCCUGCUGUGCUUAUCUCUGAAGUCCUUAGGAGGAAGUUUGCUCUGAAGGAAGAAGACAUAAGUAGGAAAGGGAACUGACAGUCAGCACUGACUGCAGACUCAGUCUCAUGCUCCUGAACUCCUUCAAUAGCUGCCUUCCUCGCUGCAGAUGUCUCUGCCUCAGUUAGAAGUCUGCAACAGUCUUGCCAACGAGCUAGGGCUUGGGCUGGAAGAGAAGAGCUGGAUUAUGUGUUACUUGCUCUUAAACCUGACAGAAGCUAA